This is a messenger RNA of Triticum dicoccoides, 3094 nucleotides long. RefSeq names its product E3 ubiquitin-protein ligase ZNF598-like. The record is from RefSeq and is a predicted model, not a curated record. Lineage: Eukaryota; Viridiplantae; Streptophyta; Magnoliopsida; Poales; Poaceae. Gene Ontology annotation, molecular function: ubiquitin protein ligase activity; ribosome binding. Gene Ontology annotation, biological process: protein ubiquitination; rescue of stalled cytosolic ribosome. Bases 123 to 2792 code for a protein of 889 amino acids. The transcript has 2 exons.
GAGGAGAAAAGCCGAGAGCCAAACCGCUCCAUCGUCUCGAACCUUCUCGCCUCCUCUAACCCGCCGCCGCCGAACCCUAACCCUUCCUCGCCGCCGCCGACCGACCCCCGCCGCACGCCGGGAUGGACGACAGCUGCGCGGUGUGCGCGGACGCGCUCGAGUGGGUGGCCUACGGGCCCUGCGGCCACCGGGAGGUGUGCUCGACCUGCGUCGUCCGCCUCCGCUUCGUCGUCGGGGACCGUCAUUGCUGCAUCUGCAAGACGGACUGCCCCUCCGUCUUCGUCACCAAGGCCAUGGGGGACUACACGAGGGUCAUCUCCGAUUUCUCCGCCUUGCCCGCCGCGGCGAGCGAGGGGAAGGCGGGGGAGUACUGGUACCACGAGGAUUCAAGGGCCUACUUCGACGACGCCGACCACUACAAGAUGAUUCGGGCCAUGUGCCGGCUCUCCUGCAGCGUAUGUGAGAGAAUUGAUGAGGGCCAGGCGGCGCAAGCGAAGGGCAGGGACAGCACCUUCAAGACCAUUGGCCUGCUAAGGGGGCAUCUGUCCGACAAGCAUGGGCUGCGCAUGUGCAAACUUUGCUUGGAGGGGAGGAAGGUGUUCAUCUGUCAACAGAAGCUCUACACGCAGGAACAGAUGGCCCGGCACACGCAAACAGGGGACACUGAGGUGGAUGGCUCCGAGGUCGAACGCGGCGGCUUUGCGGGACACCCGAUUUGCGAGUAUUGCAAGAGGGCAUUCUAUGGAGAUAAUGAGCUUUACGCGCAUAUGACCAGGGACCACUACUCGUGCCACAUAUGUCAGAGGCGGCAUCCUGGGCAGUACGAUUAUUUCCGCAACUACAAUGAUUUGGAGAUGCAUUUUCGGAAAGAUCACUUCCUCUGCGAAGAUGACGCGUGUUUGGCCAAGAAGUUUGUUGUCUUCCAGAGCGACGCGGAGAUCAACAGACACAAUGCAAUGGAGCACGGCGGGCGGAUGUCUCGUGCCCAGAGGAACGCCGCACUUCAGAUACCUACCAGUUUUAUGUACCAAAGGAAUGAGCAAGAUCAAAGGCGUGGCAGAGGCAGGGGCCGUAGUGCUCACCAUGACAGACCUGAUGGGGAUUUCUCAUUACCUGUGGAUGGCAGUGCAACUGCAGACCAUGGCCUUGGAAGUCGACUUGAUAGCGCAGGGGGUUCCACGAUGCUUGCUGAUGAAUCACUGUUCCCUCCACUGCCUGGGUCAAGUAACAAGUGUUCUGCUUCAACACAACAGGGGCUGCAAGGUCUUCCUAAGACCACUCUUGCAUCAAGGCUUCAACAGUCUAGGAAGGGCACCGUGAAGGUACUAUAUUCUGGUCGGCCUCAAACUGCUCAAAAUCCUGAGAUAGUACCUCAUGCUUCCACUUCCACCCACACAUGUCCUACACCUGAGCGGGAGCGGAAUGGCAGUGCAACUGCAGAGCAUGGCCUUGGAAGUCGAGUUGAUAGUGUUGCAGGGCCUUUACAGUCAUCAAGUGUCAGUUCGGCCAGUUCUCGUCGUCGAAGCUUAGGGAAUGGUCGCGUGCUUGAACAGUUGUCUUUUCCUCAUCUUCAAGGCCGGGAUAUUCCUGAUGCUAGGAUGGAUGCUGUUUCAGAUGAAACCUCGUUUGCUCCCCUCUCGGAGCAUCAAUCAAGUAAUACGCUGGCUCUUAAUCAGAGCUCAAGGGGUUCUGAGAGGCUUGGUGAUGAAUCAUUAUUCCCUCCAUUGCCUGGGUUAAGUAACAAGGGUUCUGCUUCAACACAACAGGGGCUGCAAAGUCUUGCUAAGAACACAUUUGCAUCAAGGUUUCAACAACCUAGGAAGGGCGCCAUGAAUUCUUGUCGGUCCCAAACCACUGAAAAUCCUGAGAUAGUGCCUGAUUUUUCCACUUCCACCGAGGCAUGGCCGACGCCUGAUCAGGGGCUACAUCUCUCUGGGUCUUCUCACCUUCGGACUGUACCUCAAUCGACAAGAGAUAAUGGGCUCGUGCCACCUGCCUCCAGUGGUUCAGCAUGGAAUUCCAGAGCUCCAAUCAAGAUGAAGCACUCUGUUUCUACCCCUAAUCUUGUUUCUGGUGGGUCCUCUACCCAAGCAUCAUCAAGUACAGCUUACGGCAAUAAACACCAAGUGUCACCUCAAAGCAGCCAGCCUUUGCCUCUUGCGGAGGAUGUUCGGCAAGCGAACAACGCCCUCGUGGAAAAAAUGCGUGCUGCAUUUGGAAUGGAUGAGGAUAGGUUCUCUGCGUUUAAAGAAAUUGCUUCUGAAUACCGUCACGGCGUCAUUGGUACUUCGGAGUAUCUCUCCUAUGUGGAGCAGUUUGGUAUAUCGCAUCUUGUUCCUGAAAUGGCUAUACUGUUGCCUGAUCCUCUGAAGCAGACCGAACUUGCUGAGGCCUAUUACGCCAACAUGCGCUCUAAAAGCCUGAAAGAAAAUGGCAGUUUUGAAACCAUUACCUUGAAAGAGAAAUUGCUUCAGGAAGGAGAGGCUGCAGUGCUUUCAAAGGAUGGGUACCGAUCUUCCAAGGAAAGAACCCCACUAUCUGCUGGAGGUGAUCAAGUUGCCAUUUCAAAGGCGUCUAGCACCAGUAGGUAUGUGGGCAAGGGUGGAGGAAGCAGCAGCAGUAAUAACAACAGUAAACAAUCAAAGAAGACGUCAAAGUUUCUCAGAGCUCGGUUGGGCGACAACUCAUUGGCUAUGCUUGAUUUUCGUCAUCCUGAUGAUGUGAGCCCUGAAAGAAACGUUUGGAAGAAGGGUGUGGCGCAGAAGCUCUUUUCCGGCAAUGCAAAGAAAUAGCAUCAUUUUGCGCAGAUCUGGUUUGAUGCAUCCGUUCAGCAGCUGGUUGCCGGUAAAUGUGCACAUUUUGUGAUGUGUGUUUGGCUGCUUGGAGAAGGCGUCGUCUAUGUAGAAGGUCGUUUCGUUUGAGUCUAGUUUCGUUUCGUACUGAUUUUUUGCUGGUUUAAAACCUCAGAGGUGAGGAUGGAACUUGAAAUAGUACCGCAGUGUCAUGUUCGUGGCUAGCUAUAACUUUGUGGAAGUGUAGACUGUAUAUUGCACGAAUUCUACCAAUGAUUUUGUGUCCUUGCAGAAAAAACUCU